AUGAGUAGUGGUCAAAGUGAUUAUAUUCAGAAAGGUAUUCAAAAUGCUGAACAAGCAACAGCAGAAGAUAAAGCACACAAUUAUGAAGCUGCUGUAAACCAUUAUAUGACAGCAGCUCAUUGGCUCAUGCAAGCAAUAAAAUAUGGAGGAAUGAAUGCACAAUUAAAACAAACAAUAAGACCUAAAAUAGAGAGUUAUAUAAAACGAGCAGAAGAAAUUGAUUUGAUUCUGAAGAAAAAACCAGUUGCCGAUGGAUGCAAUGAUCAUGGAAAUGCGAAGAAUAAUAAAAACAAUAGUGAUAGUAGUGAUUCAGAUUAUAAACAACUUAAACAAAAAUUUGAAGGCGCUAUCGUUGCAGAUCCAAAAGUAACAUUUAACGAUGUCAUUGGUUUAGAACAAGCAAAAGAGGCACUAAAAGAAGCCGUUAUUUGGCCUGUUAAAUUGAAAAAGUUUUUCAGAGGUAUACAAGUGUGCAGAUCGAAAGAUCUAUUUAAUGAUGUGUACUCUUUUAUAUUAGGUAAACGUAAACCAUGGGCUGGUAUUCUACUUUAUGGACCACCUGGUACGGGUAAAUCCUAUUUGGCUAAAGCCAUUGCUACAGAAUGUAAAAGUACAUUUAUAUCUGUGAGCUCAUCGGAUCUUCUUUCAAAAUGGGUUGGUGAAAGUGAAAAAGGUGUGAAAUGUUUAUUUGAACUGGCUCGUGAACGACAGCCAUGCAUUGUAUUCAUUGAUGAAAUUGAUGCACUCUGUAGUCAACGUAAUGAUACAGAAUCGGAAUCUUCAAGACGUGUGAAAACUGAAUUUCUCGUUCAAACAGAAGGGGUUGGAGCAGACAAUUCAGGUGUUCUUCUUCUUGCGGCAGCUAACAUAUCAGACUAA
This is a messenger RNA of Rotaria sp. Silwood2, 879 nucleotides long. Lineage: Eukaryota; Metazoa; Rotifera; Eurotatoria; Philodinida; Philodinidae. The record is from the annotation of a GenBank genome assembly.